AAUAUUUUCGUAUGGAAACUGAUCAACAAAUUGCAUUAGUUCAAUAUGAUUAUACUGAUCAAAUACUUAAACGUGCUUAUUUCGCUCAAAAUCCUAAUGAAAAUCAAAUCAAAAUAAUGAAAAAUUUAUGUAAACUCAAAUUAAAUCAAGAAAUGACGAAACAUGAAGUUAAUUUAUUAAAAGAAAAUAUCUUGUCAUAUAUACCUUCUCAUCCAUUUGAACGAGAGUCUAGCAUUGCACAAACAUCAUUCAUCGAUCGUAUUCAUAAUCCUAAAAUUCGACAACAAUUAUAUAAACAAUAUAAGAAUGUUGCUGAACAAGCGAGAAAUAGUAUGAUGACUGUUUAUAUGAAAUGUGCUGAAGGACAAAAACAACAAUGCCAAAUACAAUAUGAUAUGGGCUUGAAAAAUAUUUAUGAUACCGAAAAAAAUCAUCCACCUCAUCAACGAUUAACUAAAUCUAUGUGGUAUCUAAUCGAACAUCUUUCAGCUAAUAUUACUGCACGUAUUGAAUGUUUAUACAAGUUUAAAAAAGAAUUAUUUCAAUUGAAAUCCAAUAUUCAUUAA
Adineta steineri is the source of this 566-nucleotide messenger RNA. NCBI's taxonomy places the organism in Eukaryota, Metazoa, Rotifera, Eurotatoria, Adinetida, Adinetidae. The record is from the annotation of a GenBank genome assembly.